Messenger RNA from Talaromyces rugulosus, 951 nucleotides. RefSeq lists its product as uncharacterized. The record is from RefSeq and is a predicted model, not a curated record. Lineage: Eukaryota; Fungi; Ascomycota; Eurotiomycetes; Eurotiales; Trichocomaceae. Bases 1 to 951 code for a protein of 316 amino acids. The transcript is spliced from 2 exons.
AUGUCUCAAGCCAGUGAGGACCUGUCCACUCAGGCGCUAGAUGCGUUUAACCGUCCGUCUAUCUCUAUCGGAUCUGGCGAAGAGGCAUUCGAGCCAUGCCUUGAAUCUACCACUCCGCCGGAGGCCAUCCCAACUGAAAGUUUGUCUCACUCUCAACCCAUAUUAACCACCAGCAAGGCCCUUACUGACCCCUCGGUAGACAAUGCCUUGGACGAAAAUCACAACGUUGCGGGCCCCCCAGUCGACGAUAACGAAGCACCGCCCCCCUACCCCAUUGAGUGGAAGCAUGGAAUCGCUCCUCAUGACACUGGUGAGGGACCUUCUCGUUCCGCCAACGCUCCUGAGGUGUCAAAGUGGUCUUCUUCGUCCGGGAGCACCGCCGCCGAACCUGCGCCCUCCUUGUCCCCAGAUGACAGAGCAGCAUUGGUCGAGGCCCUUGCAUUGACCCCGACCGUAUCUGCGCCUGUUGUUACCGAGCCAAUUCCUGAGUGUGGUCCGGCGACAAACGCGAACGCCAUAAACAAGACACGGCGUGGGCCGCGCUCCGAGUUCGCUCGGGUUCGAGCCAGAUACUUCUGGCGACGGACAAAGGCCCUAAAAAGGCGCGCCGCUACCUUUCUAAGUGAUUUGGCCUUUUAUGGAAUUUUCAAUCACCCAGCCCGUGACCCUCUCACGAUCAAUGCUGAAGUGAUAGAUGGAAUAUCUAUCACGGAAUCCGAACUCAGAGAACUCCGAGCCUACGAGCAGCGUGUCGAGACAACCUGCACAAGCCCUCGCCCUUCUUCGCCGAUCCUUGUGCCUAACGCCCCUGAAGGCCCUCACCCCGAUGAAGAAGAACAGACCGCUCCCCAAGGCGGAAGAAAGUACCGGGUGCGUGUGGCGACCGGGACCAAAAGGUUUGUCACCAAGGCCCUAAAGGCCAUCAAGUCUAUGGGAAGAAAGAGAGGUUGA